Chelonus insularis is the source of this 1498-nucleotide messenger RNA. It is a transcript of the gene mRpS26, whose product is annotated as mitochondrial ribosomal protein S26. Gene Ontology annotation, cellular component: mitochondrial small ribosomal subunit. The transcript is spliced from 3 exons. NCBI's taxonomy places the organism in Eukaryota, Metazoa, Arthropoda, Insecta, Hymenoptera, Braconidae. Bases 149 to 814 code for a protein of 221 amino acids. The record is from RefSeq and is a predicted model, not a curated record.
UUAAUAUCCAAAAGUCUGUCUUUUCUGUUUCCUCUUUGUGCUUCUAUUCUCUCUACAUGCAUGUGAUUUGUUUAUUUCAUGUCAUAACCAAAAUUAAGAUAUAUCAGCUUGAAUAAAUUAAAUCAUACAUAUUUAAAAAUCCAGAAAAAUGUUAAGAAGCUUUGUGCGAGGAAGCAUCAAAAUCCAAAAUAGUAGUCUAGGGUCUGGAGUAGUUGGAAUAAAUGCUCCAAUAUCACAAAUAGUACGAUGGAAAGCGAAAAAACCGCGUUGGCUUCCAGUAGCUAAAUCAAAAUUAUUCAAAAUUGACAAUUGGCCGGAAAUACCAAGAGAUGAGUUGUUGGAAAUGCGACGAUUGCAAAAUUAUUAUCGAACAUACAGAAAGUCAAUCAAACAAUAUUUCGAACAGUUAGAAAAAGCAAAUCAAGUAGAAUAUGAUGAAGAAAAAAUAAAACAAUUUAAGCAAAAAGAUUUUGAACGUUGUCAAAAAUUGAAUGACGAAUGGAAUAAAGAAAUUGCAUUGAAACGAGAAGAAAGAUUACAGAAAGAAUGGAUAGAAAAAAAGAAGUUCCAUUUAGAAAAAUUGGCAGAGGCUAAAGUUAAAGAAGAACAAGAAUUAGCUGAGUCAGAAGAAUACAUAAGAAAACUCAAACAAGAAGCUGCAAAAUUCAUCACAAGAGAAAUGGUAGAUCAAGCAAUUGAAGAAGCUUUGGAGAAUGAAGUCAGUUACAAUGUAGCUAUAGACUCGAAAGGAAAUAAAUAUACUGAUAUUUUUGAUAGGCCAGGAGUUACGGUUAAACAUAAAAUGACUAAUUGAAUAAUAAAACAUGAUAAAAUUUUUAAAUUUGUUUUAUUUCAAAAUGGUAAUGUAUCCAAUGUAAUAUAAUAAUAGUAAUAAUAACCAUUAUGAUAAAAAAAGUAUAUUUUAAAUAUUUUCACUCAUUAUAUAAAUUAUUCUGUUUAUUAGUUUUAAUGAUUGUUGUUUAUCCACUGUAUUACAAUUAUUGGUAUUCAGAGGCUUUUUUCAUUGUUUUACGAAAUAUCUUUGGCAUUGGCGCGAUCAUUUAUUCCUCUCCAACACACACACACACACUCUUAAUGAAUAAAUUCAUUUUCAGUUGAAAAUUGGUCAAUUGAAUAUCGAUUAAUGAUUUUUUGAAAUAAUUUAAAUAUAAGUUUAUUAAAAUCAAGUCUCAAAGUCUCAAGAAAAGAAAAAACGGCUGUUGGAUUUUUCAAUUUAAUAUUAGCGGACAAAAAAUGGAAAAUUUUUCUGUCUUAACAUAUUUUUAAGGCAGUUUCAUAGUAUAAGACAAAAUAAUAUUUGUUAAUUAAAUGAUUUUCGAUGCUAUCGCACUGAAAGUUGAUUAUCAUAUGCAUGCAUGCCAAAUACCGAAACAAAUUUCAGCUAAACCACUUAUGUAUUGUUUUUUCUAUAAACAGAUUCAUUGCUUUCUAGUAAUUAUUGUACACUAUUAUAAAUAAAUAUCAGUGUGUGCGUGCA